AUGAUGGAUAUAGACAUGAUGCUGAUCCAGAUUAUGUUCCAGAUGAAGAAUAUCUUGUUAGUGGAAAAGAGUUUAAAAAAACUAACCAAAAAUGCUAUAAAGCUUGGUGCACAAUCUCUUGAUUAUUCUGAACGUAAAAAUAAUAAAUAUAUGGCAACACUUCCAAGUGGAAAGAAAAUUCAUUUUGGAUCACCAAAUUAUCCAGACUAUUUUAUUCAUCAAGACAAAGAGAGAAGAGAUAAAUAUCUUGCUCGAGCUACAAAAAUAAAGAAUAAAUCAGGAGAUUUGACUUAUAAUAAUCCCGAAUCGGCAAACUUUUGGUCUGUUCAUUUACUCUGGCCUAAAAAAUGAUUUAAAAGAAUAAAAAAUAUAAUAAAAUGAGUUCAAAUGGUAUUGUUGGUUUAACUAGUCUAUUUAAUGAUAAUGAUUUAGUUAGUAAAAAUUAUGUUAAUAAUAAUUAUGAUGAUAAUAAUUUUAAAAAAGAACUUAUAAAAGUUUUAGAAGAAGGAUUAAAAGAAAUUUCAGAAAGAUUAUAUUCUAUAGAAGUCACAAUUGAAAAUAAAAUGAUUUAAAGAAAUAAUUUUUAUAAUAAAAAAAAUGCAGUUGUCAAGUUAUGAUAGUAUUACAACCGAAAACAUUAUCUUUAAUGAAGCCAAAGAAUACAAAGUCAAAGAUAGCAAGAUCAAAUACAAACGUAUCCCAAUUGAAGUCAAAUAUCCAAAUGGAAAGAAAGGAGCUUUGGUAGUUGAAACUCCACUUCUUUUCAGCUUUGGUGUUAAUGAGAAGAAAAAUCAAGAAACAAACAAGUUAGUUGGUUAUAGUAUGCCAGUAUGUCUUUGGGCUAAAGAUAGCGAGCCAAGUACUAAAGAAAAAGCAUUUUUUGAUGUUAUUAACAAUGUAACCACUUUUUUUCAACAACAUCUAGAAAAUGAAUACGGUGCAGAUCUAGCAUCAACUCUAUCUUCACCAUUUUAUUUCAAACAAGAAGAAUAUACAGAUAAGAAAGGAAAGAAGAAAACAAGAAUAGAUCCCUCAUCUGCGCCAGUUCUUUACGCAAAACUUAUUUACUCAGAAAAAUCUAAGAAAAUUUUAUCUUUGUUUAAGGGAAAGGAAGGUAAGGAUUUAAAUCCUUUUAAAUAUAUUAACCAGUAUUGUAAUGUUAAAAUGGCUUUGAUAAUCGAAGGAAUAUUUAUUAGUAAGACUGUAACAUCUUUACAAAUAAAAUUACAUGAGUGCUUUGUCAAACCACUUAAACCUAGAGAGGCUUUACUAACAAUUGAAGAGGAAAAUGAAGAUGAAGAUGAAGAGGUUACUACUGAGAAAGUAGUUGAAUUAGUUGAAGAAUUAGUUAUCUCUGAUGAAGAAGAAACUGAGUAA
This is a messenger RNA of Porites lobata, 1377 nucleotides long. NCBI's taxonomy places the organism in Eukaryota, Metazoa, Cnidaria, Anthozoa, Scleractinia, Poritidae. The record is from the annotation of a GenBank genome assembly.